This is a messenger RNA of Acinonyx jubatus (cheetah), 1648 nucleotides long. RefSeq names its product G protein subunit beta 2 (gene GNB2). The transcript is spliced from 10 exons. Gene Ontology annotation, molecular function: protein binding; signaling receptor complex adaptor activity. Gene Ontology annotation, cellular component: cytoplasm; heterotrimeric G-protein complex. Lineage: Eukaryota; Metazoa; Chordata; Mammalia; Carnivora; Felidae. The record is from RefSeq and is a predicted model, not a curated record. The coding region runs from base 255 to 1277 and encodes 340 amino acids. Gene Ontology annotation, biological process: G protein-coupled receptor signaling pathway.
ACUGGCGGGCGGGAUCCCUCCGCUCUGGGGAGAGCAGCGCUGGACGGUUGAGUUGGGGUGACUGAGGAAAUCCAUCCGCGUCGCCGCCGCUGCCGCCUCCGCCGCGGAGGAAGACAGGACCUCCCGGCUGCUCUAGCGACCCUUCGCAGAGUCCCACCGCCACAGGCCUCGGGCCAGCGGCGAGGAGCUGUCUCCCCCAGCCCCCGUCCCGCGGCCCCCAGCCGCCCCCAACCCCGCCCCACGGGCCCGGCGCCAUGAGUGAGCUGGAGCAACUGAGACAGGAGGCUGAGCAGCUCCGGAACCAGAUCCGGGAUGCCCGAAAAGCAUGUGGGGAUUCAACACUGACCCAGAUCACAGCUGGGCUGGACCCAGUGGGGAGAAUUCAGAUGAGGACGCGGAGGACCCUCCGCGGGCACCUGGCAAAAAUCUAUGCCAUGCACUGGGGGACAGAUUCAAGGCUGCUGGUCAGCGCCUCCCAGGACGGGAAGCUCAUCAUCUGGGACAGCUAUACCACCAACAAGGUCCAUGCCAUCCCUCUGCGCUCCUCCUGGGUCAUGACCUGUGCCUACGCGCCCUCAGGGAACUUUGUGGCCUGUGGGGGGUUGGACAACAUCUGCUCCAUCUACAGCCUCAAGACCCGUGAGGGCAAUGUCAGGGUCAGCCGGGAGCUGCCUGGCCACACUGGGUACCUGUCGUGCUGCCGCUUCCUGGAUGACAACCAAAUCAUCACCAGCUCUGGGGACACGACCUGUGCCCUUUGGGACAUCGAGACAGGACAGCAGACGGUGGGUUUUGCCGGACACAGUGGAGAUGUGAUGUCCCUGUCACUGGCCCCUGAUGGCCGCACCUUUGUGUCAGGUGCCUGUGACGCCUCCAUCAAGCUGUGGGACGUUCGGGAUUCUAUGUGCCGACAGACCUUCAUUGGCCACGAAUCAGACAUCAAUGCCGUGGCUUUCUUCCCCAAUGGCUAUGCCUUCACCACGGGCUCUGAUGAUGCCACGUGCCGCCUCUUUGACCUGCGGGCCGACCAGGAGCUCCUCAUGUACUCCCACGACAAUAUCAUCUGCGGCAUCACCUCUGUUGCCUUCUCCCGCAGCGGCCGGCUGCUGCUCGCUGGCUACGACGACUUCAACUGCAACAUCUGGGAUGCCAUGAAGGGUGAUCGUGCAGGUGUCCUUGCUGGCCACGACAACCGCGUGAGCUGCCUUGGAGUCACUGAUGAUGGCAUGGCUGUGGCCACAGGCUCCUGGGACUCCUUCCUCAAGAUCUGGAACUAACAGCUGCCACCCCACUGAGCCCAGGCCAGGAGGGGCCCUGCCCAUGCCCACACUACAGACCGGGAGCUUUGGGGCUGGGUGCACACCAAGCCCCCCUCCCUGGGCCACCGGGCCUUGGGUCCCUGCUCCCCUACCCAGGUUUGGUUCCUCCCGGGGGCCCCCACUGUGGAGAUGAAGAUGGGAUAGAAUGGGGGGAGAGGAGGGGCAGAAAGCCCUCAUCCUUUUGCUGCCCUGGGGUUGGGGCCUCAUCCCUCUGGAGGGCCAGAGGCAGGAGGUAGAAACUCCAGGGGCUGGCUUUUUUAAAACUGGUUUUAUUUUAAUUUUUAUUAUAUUUUCAGUUUUUCCAUAAAGGAACCAAUUCCAACUCUGUA